AAGCUGACUAUUUAGCACACCACACGUAAUUGGGAUGGCUCAUCGAUUAUUCUCCAAGUGACAAGCAUCGAAUCUAGUGGGUUGAGUGAGCCAUCAUGCCGAAUCCCAUCCGCGAAGAUAUCACCACGCGGGAUGAUACAUCCUUCCCCUACGUUUUCGAGCAGAACGUCACCAUCGCUCUGAAGGACGAGUCCGGUCUCGUCCGAUGCAAUGUGUACCGGCCCAAGGAGCUUGAAAAAGCUCCCGUGCUAGUCACAUACGGUCCAUACGGAAAGGACAUCCCGUACGCGGAUUUCCAUCCCCAGUCUUUCAGCGAGGUCAAUCCGGAGCAUCACUCCGCUCAUUCGGCCUGGGAAACACCCGACCCUGGCUUCUGGACCAAGCACGGGUACGCCGUUGUCCGGGCGGAUGAGCGAGGAACCGGCCAAUCUCGCGGGAAGUUAGACACCAUGUCCCGCGAAACGAGCGAGGCUUUCUUCGACGUGGUCGAAUGGGCGGCCGAGCAGCCAUGGUCCACCGGGAAGGUCGGCUUGUUGGGAAUCAGUUACUAUGCCGGAAGCCAGUGGAGAGUCAGCGCGCGACAGCCCAAGGGACUGUCGUGUAUCAUCCCCUGGGAGGGCAUGUCGGACUAUUAUCGCGACCGCUGUCGCCACGGAGGCAUCUUGUCGAACGCGUUUAUCAAGUUCUGGUGGGACCGCCAGGUAAUCACGAAUCAAUACGGACGACCCGGCCGGGCUGCCCGAAACUGGGGGCCGGAUACCAUCGAAGGCGAGCUGCCGGAAGAAGAGUUGGAGGCCAAUCGUCAGGACCAGACGGUGGAUAAUGUGAACAACCGGUUCUGUGAUGAUCUCUACUACGCCAGCAAGGAAUACACCAUGACUGACAUCCAGGUUCCCCUGCUCUCCGUGGCGAACUGGGGCGGAAUCUUGCUGCACCUCCGUGGCAACGUGGAAGGCUUCACCCAAGCAGGCAGCGAGUUGAAAUAUCUCCGUUUCAUCACCGGUCGACACGAUCUGCCAUUCUACUACCAGGAAGAGGUUGAGAUCCAGCGCGGCUUCCUCGACGCGUUCCUCAAGGGCGAAGACCGGGCGGGCUGGUCGACGGGCACCGCGCCGAAGGUGGACCUGGUGCUGCGCAAGGGGGAUGUCGGAUUCAACAACGCCGAAGCAGAGAAGCAGUAUGCCCGACGCACCGAGACCGAAUGGCCGAUCGCGCGGACACAGUACACGCGGUAUUACCUGAGCUCGAAAGCGGAGCUCCUUACCAGCGCUCCGCAAGAAACGCCCUCCAAGCUCACGUAUCGUGCGCUGGGCAACAUCCAGGACCCCCAGCUGGUGCAGUUCACGACCGCGCCGUUCGAGCAGGAAACGGAGAUCACGGGCCACAUUGUCGCGCAUCUCAAUGUGUCGAUGAGCCCGCAGCCCGACUCGCCCGCGCCCCGGGAUAUUGAUUUGUUUCUUACCCUGCGGUACAUCUCACCCGAGGGCAAGGAGGUGUUCUACACCGGCACGGCUGGCGAUCCGGUCCCGCUGUGCAAGGGCUGGCAGCGCGUCAGUCUGCGGAAGGUCAAUGCUGAGCACCCCCGGAACAGACCGUGGCUGCCCCACCGGGACUACUACUCCACGGAUGCCCUCCCGGUGGUCCCGGGCGAGGUGUACCCGGUUGAUGUGGAGGUGUGGCCGACGAACGUGGUGGUCGAGAAGGGGGGGAAGAUUAUCUUCGAGGUGUCGUCGGGAGACACGCAGGGCUGUGGUAUUUUCCAGCAUAAUGCGCCUGAGGAUCGAUCGGAAGAGAAAUUCCACGGCCUGAACCACAUCAACUUCGGCCAUGGGGACAAUUAUGUCACGCUGCCUAUUAUUCCGCCCCGGGGAUGGCUGGAGGAGCUUCGGAUGGGUCGGUAGUGAUGAAGUUUGGUGGAUUAGCAAUCAAUGUUUGAAAUGUGAUACCCGGGUGCACUCCCGAUGUGGUCCCGAGGGCCGAUGAGAUCUAUAUACUACCUACAUCCGUACAACACGGGAACAAAGAAUCGAUAGUUCCUGGUAGAUAGAUAUAUACCAGCCAGUACCUCUUCUAGUAAUCUC
Messenger RNA from Aspergillus heteromorphus CBS 117.55, 2081 nucleotides. Its product is annotated as CocE/NonD family hydrolase. The transcript is spliced from 3 exons. The coding region runs from base 96 to 1901 and encodes 601 amino acids. The record is from RefSeq and is a predicted model, not a curated record. Gene Ontology annotation, molecular function: dipeptidyl-peptidase activity. NCBI's taxonomy places the organism in Eukaryota, Fungi, Ascomycota, Eurotiomycetes, Eurotiales, Aspergillaceae.